AUGAGAAACUACUACCAGGCUCCCCUGCCAGCCCGCAGGGUCCAUGAAAGAGGCCCAGGCAUCUCCAGGGCUGCUCCUGCAGCUGGCGUGGCCCUCUCCGCAGGUGCACCAGCAGUGAUGCAGCAGCUGCGAGCGGAGACACAUGCCAUCGGGGCUGGCGAGGGGCCACAGCGUGCGGUGCCCUGGUUGGCCUGGGUCACGCGGGAGGGCUGGGUGCGCUGGUGCAUGUGCCAUGUGCCCCCAAGCUGGACCCAGUGGUGGACCACAUCAGGCUGGCGGCAACCGCUGCAGCGUGUGCUGUGGGGUCUGGAGGGGAUCCUCUACCUCCUGCUGGCGCUGAUGCUGUGCCAUGCGCUCUUCACCACCGGCUCCCACCUGCUGAGCUCCUUGUGGCCCGUGGCAGCUGCAGCGUGGCUCCAUCUGCUGCCGGCUGUCCUGCUGCUGGUGCUCAGUGCCCUCCCCGCCCUGCUUUUCACGGCCUCCUUCCUGCUGCUUUUCUCCACACUGCUGAGCCUCGUGGGCCUCCUCACCUCCAUGUCUCACCCAAGCCAUGCUCAGGACUUGGACCAAUAG
This is a messenger RNA of Balaenoptera musculus (blue whale), 573 nucleotides long. It is a transcript of the gene TMEM239, whose product is annotated as transmembrane protein 239. The coding region runs from base 1 to 573 and encodes 190 amino acids. The record is from RefSeq and is a predicted model, not a curated record. The transcript is spliced from 2 exons. Lineage: Eukaryota; Metazoa; Chordata; Mammalia; Artiodactyla; Balaenopteridae.